Messenger RNA from Hirsutella rhossiliensis, 555 nucleotides. RefSeq lists its product as uncharacterized. The record is from RefSeq and is a predicted model, not a curated record. The transcript has 2 exons. Bases 1 to 555 code for a protein of 184 amino acids. Lineage: Eukaryota; Fungi; Ascomycota; Sordariomycetes; Hypocreales; Ophiocordycipitaceae.
AUGGCGACGCCCGCGCCUUGCACGCGCCCGCCGCCCCUGUCACUAGGCCAGACGAUCCGCCUGCACUGCAAAGAGCGCCUCUACGUGGCGCCCCUGCACUGGACCGACCACCAGCUCGAGCUCCUGCAAUGCCGCUUUGACGAGGCUCGCGCUGCCGACGUCGACGCAUGCGACGUCGAGGAUACGACGGGCAGCUUCUUCUGGAAGAUCAACCUUGACCAUUGGCGGCGAGACGUGCGCGGGACGUGCGUGGAUAGCCUGCUGGCCGAUGCUGGCUGUCCUCUGCGGCCGGGCUAUUUGGCUUGCCACGCAACCUUUCAUCGCCGAGCCCAGCCCGACAUGGCCGCCUCGACCCCAACUCUGCCUGCUGUCGCCCACGUCGACCUCGCGCGCCUCUCAGACAUGCGCGGCAACUCGAUGCGUCCAUCCCUCAGCACCACCCGCCGCGGCCGAGACACGACGUGGACCCUAUACAAGCUCAAGCUGCAGAGCAUCAUCUCUAAGGAGCCACUACGGAACCCCUACCUCGUUACCAUGCUGAUUGCAAUGACAUAA